CAAAGAACAAAUCCACGAGAAACACCCAACGAGGAGCAGCAAUACCCCCCUGUAAAUAGAACAGCAGAUCCAAGACUAGCAGAAAAUUUGACACCAGUAGUAACAAACAAUCCAACACCAAGAAGACCAUCAACUUCAGCGACAGAACCGAUGGAGCAGGAACGACAGCCAGACAACUCAGACAUGCAGGAGCAACUUUUAAACUCAUCAUCACCAUCACGUUCCGGCUCUACUCCAUUGCCAUUAAACCCUGUUGCUGGUUCGUCUCAUGUCAGUGAUCCAGUUGCUAACCAUCGAUCACAUCCUCCCUUUGUCCCUCAUUACAUAGAUUCCAGCGAUGACCUUGACUCACCAUCAUCUGUCUCAAACUCACCACCUGUUUUCAGAAAUACACAUUGUGUUGACGGAGUCCAACAAUCUGCUGCUACCAACUUGCCAUUUAAUUCCAAUAAGCCAUUCGUCAAUAAUGACAAUGUGCCUGCAACUCCACCUCGAACCGAGCCAAUCCCAGUCAUCCCGAUUCCAGUCAACUCCAAUGAUACACCAAGUAUUAACAUCUCACCCACCAACAACACCUUGCAUAUCAACUUACCCAUACCAUUGCCAUUUAUGCACCAACCAUCAUCACCAACUCACCAGUCUACAGCACUGAACCGUAAUCUACCUGAUGAAGAGCCAGUGUCAGUCAAUGAAACACAACCAAUGCCACAACCUCAGCAUGUGCCCAGAGGAAGAUGCCCUGAUCCAACAUGUGAUAGCCUGG
Messenger RNA from Saccoglossus kowalevskii, 763 nucleotides. RefSeq lists its product as uncharacterized. The record is from RefSeq and is a predicted model, not a curated record. NCBI's taxonomy places the organism in Eukaryota, Metazoa, Hemichordata, Enteropneusta, Harrimaniidae.